AUGACUAACCUUUACAUGGGUUUUGAUCUUUCUACCCAGCAAUUGAAAUUAACAGUUAUCGAUGAGGAUAGUAAAAUAGUACUUGAAGAUUCGGUACAUUUUGAUAAAGAAUUGCGGCAUUAUGGGACUCUAAAUGGCGUUGUAGCAGAUGGAUGCAUUGUUACUUCUCCAGUCUUAAUGUGGGUUGAAUCUGUCGAUUUGUUACUUCAUAAAUUAAAAUCACAAGGCUUUCCUUUUAACAAAGUAAAAGCUAUAUCUGGAGCAGCUCAACAACAUGGAAGCGUGUAUUGGUGUGACUCUGCUCUCGACACCUUGACCUCCUUGGAUCCAUCCAAAACUCUAGUCUCACAACUGGCCAAUUCAUUUACAAUCCCAAAUUCUCCAACGUGGCAAGACUCGAGUACCUAUAUACAGUGUAAAAACUUGGAAGAAUUAAUUGGUGGCCCAGAAAUGUUAAUGGAUAUAACAGGGUCAAGAGGAUUUGAAAGAUUUACUGGCAAUCAAAUCGCAAAGGUAAGAUAUGCACCAAUCGAUGUUUCAGAUGGUUCAGGAAUGAAUUUACUUGAUAUUCGUGAGAAAACCUGGGAUAAUAGAUUGUUAGAAAUAUGUAGUAAUGAUCAAAUUAUUGAUAAUAUUAGACAUGAUAAUGAGGAUAUAAGAAAUCGAGAAGAAUUAAAAUUGAAGCUUGGGGACCCUGUGAUUGAUGGAUUGAUGUUUCUAGGGAAUAUUAAUGAAUACUUUGUUAAGCGAUAUAAAUUUAGUAAAGAUUGCAAAAUCAAUUCGUUCACGGGUGACAAUCCUGCAACUAUGCUGUCUUUCUAUCUGCAACCUGGAGACGCCAUAAUUUCGUUAGGAACGUCGGACACAGUACUCAUAUAUACGACCAUAGCAUCACCUACAUUGGAAUCUCACACUUUAUACCAUCCCAUUGAUCCAGAUGCUUUCAUUUCUAUGUUAUGUUACAAAAAUGGGAGUUUAGCCAGAGAGUAUGUGAGAGAUAUGUACUGUCCAAAAGCUUGUGUAAGUAACGAUCCGUGGUUAGAGUUUAGUGAGCGCCUCGCUGCCACAUCGCCAGAUCCCGCAAAAAUCGGGUUUUACUUUUUAUUUCAGGAAAUAAUUCCAUUUGCUAAAGGAAUUUACCGAUUCUAUGAUAAAAAGUUGGUCGAAGAAUUUAUGGACUCGCCUGAAUAUAAUAUUAAGGCCAUAAUCGAAUCACAAUUUAUGUCUAUGAAGUUAAGGACGAACCAACUGACAGGAGGUAAUGUAAGAGACUUACGUGACAAUCACGAAAGGGAAAAAGGGAAUGUUGCCAAAAGAAUCUUGGUUGUUGGAGGUGCAAGCAAGAAUAAUGAAAUAUUGCAAGUUCUGGCAGAUAUAUUUGGCGUUGACGUGUGGAGAUGCGCUAAUGGAAAUUCUGCAUCUUUUGGCGCAGCAACCAAAGCUAGAAUGGCAUUUUUAAGAACAAUAGAAGCACCCGGAGUCUUUGGAAUGAAUAGAAAGGAAUUUCCCACAAAUGCGAGAAAUUUAAAUAAUUGCGAACUUGUAGCUAAGCCAAGAAAAGAGUACCAUGCAAUAUACCUGCAAAUUAUGGAGGAUUAUCAAGAGUUAGAAAAGAUUGUUAUUGAAAAGCAAAAUUAUUCUCAUUAA
Acaulospora morrowiae is the source of this 1647-nucleotide messenger RNA. The record is from the annotation of a GenBank genome assembly. NCBI's taxonomy places the organism in Eukaryota, Fungi, Glomeromycota, Glomeromycetes, Diversisporales, Acaulosporaceae.